Parasteatoda tepidariorum (common house spider) is the source of this 2261-nucleotide messenger RNA. RefSeq names its product constitutive coactivator of peroxisome proliferator-activated receptor gamma. Lineage: Eukaryota; Metazoa; Arthropoda; Arachnida; Araneae; Theridiidae. Gene Ontology annotation, cellular component: nucleus. The record is from RefSeq and is a predicted model, not a curated record.
CUGUAACUUUGACAUACUUAUCAACCAUCACUGCAAACCGAAACCAAAUUUUUGUAAACAAAUAAGUAUUUUGUAGGGAUUUAGAUUUUGUAGUAAAACAAAUAAGCAUGAUAAUCAUUUUCAAAGAUAACUAUAUUAUGCAUGAAAGUUAAUAUUUAGUUUAUAAUAAAAUAAUGGGGGUUAUAGGAUUGCAGUACUACAUUGAAAAUAAAUGCCCUGAUGCUUGUAAAUCAGUAUCGAUUCAACGUAUGGCAGAUGAGCACAGACGAAGAUUCAAUUGUGAACCAGUGAUCGUUGUAGAUGGCAUGGCUUUAAUAAAUCGGUUGUAUGCGAAGAAUUUAGAGUGGAUAUAUGGAGGGCAAUGGCUACAAUUCAUAAAAAAGCUUGAAGAAUUUAUUUCUCUUUUUCGAAGCAUCGGCGUAAGGCUAGUAUUUUUUUUCGAUGGUACUGUUUGUGCUGCCAAACGCAAAGAAUGGGUAAAACGACGUGUCGCCAAAUACCAACAAAUCAAAUCUAUUUUUUCGAAUAUUCAUGCCAAUCAUAGAGAGCCGGAUCAGAAACAUUUUCAACUUCCAACCUCCAUGGGUACCUUAACGAGAUUUGCUCUCAAAGAGCUCGGGGCUGAAGUUUAUCAAACCGAUCGUGAAGCUGAUGAAUCCAUUGUUGAAUAUGCUAACAAUAAUAGAGAUGUUUUCGCAAUACUCAGCCAAGAUUCAGACUUUAUUAUUUACAAUACAAAAACCUAUCUAUCUCUAUUACAUCUUGACUUAGAAUCUCUGACAACAACUCACUAUGAUCGAGAUUGCUUUGCUUUUCGAUAUCUUCAUAUAGAUGUAAACCAGUUACCACUUUUUGCUUGUUUAGCUGGCAAUGAUAUUAUACCUACUUAUAAGUUAAACUAUUUUCAUAGGUAUCUAUCGAACAACAAAAUAGGGAGAAUAUUUAUAAGUGAUAUUGCUGAAAAUCUCGCUGCUAUAAUUAAUGAAGAAGGUUGGUCAGCUGAUGUUAAUAAUAAACAAGAGUUACAUUCCAUUUCAAAGCGAAUCUGUGGUAGUUCAAGCUUAAUGCAACUUAUUCGAUUAGGUUUAUCGUCUUACGUGAUAGGAUAUGAUAAUAUCCCUUCAAAUAAAAUCAAUAUUUAUCUGCAGCCAAGUUCAGAAGGUGAAGUAUUAUCAAAGCAUCUGCAGUGUGUAAAUGCUCCCUUUGUGUUCAACUUACUGUGCAAUUUAGAAUAUGAAUCUAGUGAGGUUCUCGAAGAUACAUCUAGACUCCCAUCAGCUUUGGUGUAUCGUAAAAUUCGACAAAAGUGUUAUGGAGUUCUAUUCAAUUAUUAUUCUUCUCAAGGCUCUGCAGAUAAUACUUUAACAAAAGAUGGGAAACCAAUUCUUAUAAGGGAAUGGUGUGCUUAUCAUGGGAAUUCCAUGGAAAAACCAGAAUAUAUACAGCCAUUACCGAUAAAUCUUCCACCUAGACUGAGAGAUCAUCCAUUCUCUGUUGAAAGGUUAUGGUUUCAGUAUUCUGAAGAAGAAAAAAUGAUGGUCCUGCAUUCUAUUUUAGAACUUUCAUUUCAAUUUGACACAUUUCUAAAUAUACCUAAGCAUUUAAUUGUUUUAGCUUCUGUUUUGAAUUGCCUAAUAAAUGGAGUGAAUUCAGAUAUAUUGCUAGAACCAUUAGAUAUUGCAGCAUUAAUCAUUCAAGCCUUAUCCCUUAAAGAUAUGGAAGAAUUGAGAGAAAUACAGGCACCUUGGGUAGAUGCAACUGCAGUCAAUGUGUCAACCCUGUUUAUGAGAGGAGUAACAACAAUUUUAAUGGCCAUAAAUGUUUGUGGUAAUCCUUUUCCAAUAGCACUUGCAAUGCCUUGGCAUUUUUUUGAUGGGAAAUUAUUUCAUCAUUAUCGUAUCAAAGUUAAAGAACAGCCUUAUGUCAAUACUAUAUGUAACCAAAAAAAGAAUAUUAUCAAGCAGUUUUAUUGGCUACUUUCUGUUGUCACAACAAACACCCCUUUCAACUUCCAUAAUUUUAGAUGGGCAAAUGUUUUUAAGGAUUUUGAUGUAUCUUAUUUAUAUUAACAUCUGUGCUGUAAUUUUUUAUUAUUUUUUUUUUUCAAAUAAAAAUUUUGAUUUUAUGAAAGUUAAUUUUUAUAAUUUUUUUAUAUCUUAGUAUCCUAACUAUUAACUGAACAAUCAAAUGAAAACUUGUCAAUUAGUAUGUUGCAAUGAUAUUGUUAUGGCUUAGUUUUCAAAUAAAAUACUUAUGACAUA